Molecule: messenger RNA, 4505 nt
Organism: Scomber japonicus (chub mackerel)
Lineage: Eukaryota; Metazoa; Chordata; Actinopteri; Scombriformes; Scombridae
Gene: srrm2
Product: serine/arginine repetitive matrix 2
Exons: 14
Coding region: 183-4169 (1328 amino acids)
Source: RefSeq, a predicted model, not a curated record
CGCGAGCAGCUAGCCUCAGAGCUAACUAGCCGUGUAAGCUUUAUUGGUUUUCUUUUGUUUGUUUGUUUUUACAAAGAAGUAGCUAUUGUCAAGUUUGUUAUUGUUGGUGUCUGAUAAAGAACAAGAGGCACAUCGUCGUCAAACACUUCUGACGCCGUUUUCCCCCGGGAAAACACAGAGCCAUGUACAAUGGGAUCGGCCUCACGACUCCGCGGGGCAGCGGCACCAACGGCUACGUGCAGCGCAACCUGUCGAGCCUGCGGGUCAAGCGGCCGCGGGACGAGCGCGGCGGCGAGCGGGACGAGAAGGACCGCGAGCGGCUGGAGAGUCAGCUCAACAGGCAGCCCAACGCAGAGAUCCUGGAGCACCAACGCAAGAGGCAGCUGGAGGUCAAGUGUGCCGAGCUGCAGGACAUGAUGGAGGAGCAGGGGUAUUCUGCAGAGGAGAUCGAGGAGAAGGUGAACAGUUUCAGAAUGAUGCUUCAGGAGAAAGAGGAGCCGGCUCCCGCCACCACCGACAGACCAACUGUGACGGAGACUCACGCUCUGGCCGCCGCCAACCAGCAGAAGAACGACCGCCUGCGCGCCGCCUUCGGCAUCAGCAGCGACUACGUGGACGGCUCGUCGUUCCACGCAGACCGAAAAGAGAAAGAGAAGGAGAAGAGAGAGCAGGAGCGUCUGGAGAGGGAGCGACAGCAGCAGCAGAAAUACACGUUGGUGGAAGAUUCAGACGACUCAGAUUCACCGCCAAAGAAACGCAGUCGAAAGAAGAAAAAGAAAAACAAGAACAGAGACAGCAGCUCAGAGAGUCGAUCUCCGUCUCCACAGAAAGAGAAAAAGAAAUCCAAGAAGAAGAAAAAGAAACGCGACGCGUCCGAAGACGAUGAAGACGAAGAAGAAGAAGAAGAAGACAACAGCUCCUCAGACGAGAAGCACAACAAGGUGUCAAAGAAAAAAGGGAAACACAGCGAAAGCACGAGUCCUCCGAAAAAAACCCGACAGAUAAGCGUCUCCUCCGGCUCCGAUCACAGUCCGUCUCCGGCGCCGCUGCGGUCGCGUCAGAGUCAGCCGGACCAAACGUCGAGGAAAGCUGACGAAGGAAGAAAAGGGAGAUCACCGGACAGGAGGAGACGAGGCUACGAGGAGCAGAGUCCGCAGCGGCAGGGAGGCGACGGGAAGAGGCCGAGUAAUAUCGAGAGAGAAAAAGAGCGGACGAGUGCGACAGACAAGGCGCCCGCCAAGAGGAGACACGACUCCUCCUCUCCGUCUCCACCUCCUCAGAUGGAGAAAGGCAGAGAGAGGGAGAAAGGGAGGCGAUCCCGGAGCAAACCGAGGGAGAGCGAGAAGGCGAAGCGUUCACGAAGCCGAGAGAAGGAGCGGGAGAAAGGGAGGCGAUCCCGGAGCAGGGAGAUGGAGAAGAGGAGGCGUUCGAGGAGCGUAGAAAACGACAGGGAGAAAGGGAGGCGCUCGAGAAGCAAGGAAAAGGAGAAGCAGAGAGGCAGGGAGGUGGAGAAAACGAGGCGCUCGAGGAGUCGGGAAAACGAGAGGGAGAGAGGGAGGAAAUCAAGAAGUAGAGAGAUGGAGAAGGAGAGAGGCAGGCGGUCAAGAAGUAGAGAGAUGGAGAAGGAGAGAGGGAGGAGGUCAAGAAGCAGAGAGAUGGAGAAGGAGAGAGGGAGGAGAUCAAGAAGCAGAGAGAUGGAGAAGAGGAGGAGGUCACGGAGCAUGGAGAAGGAGAGAGGGAGGCGUUCAAGGAGCAGAGAAAAGCGGGAAAAAGACAAAGGAAAGGAGAACGCUCCACUCAGGACCAGACAUGACUCCUCCUCCUCUUCCUCCUCGUCUCCUUCACCUCCACCUCCUGCUCCUAAGCUGGACGCGAGGAGGGCGAGGAGCAGAGAGGCCGACCAGGAGAGAGAUGUGAAAAAAUGGGACAAAAAGACGAGACACGACUCCUCGUCCCCCUCGCCUCCCCCCGAGAGGAGGAGAGAGAGGAGCGGAGAGAGGGAGCGCCGAGCGGAAAGAGAGCCGCACCUGCCGCCACGCGCUACGUACGACGCCGAGAAAAAGAAGGAGGCAGGGAGGAGAGCGGAGAGGGAGGCGUCUCCUCCUCCUCCUCCUCAACAGAAAAAUGACAGGAGGCGAGACGCUCGGUCGUCGCCGGCGCCUCGUUCUCCCGCCGUCAACGGGCGCCAAAGAGAGCGGGAGGAGGAGAGGAGGAGAGAAAAAGACACGCAGCGGAGGAGAGACGACGAGGCGCUCAGACCGCCCGCCGAAGGAGUGCGGGACAGAUCCAGAUCCAGAUCCGGCAGGACAGAAAGACCGGAGACGAAGGAGCGUCCGGAGAAGACGAGGAGCCCGGCGAGGAAGGAGCGGCGUGGCGAGGAGAAAACGAAACACGCCGAGAAGAAGAGAGAGAGCAGCAGUGGCAGCGGCAGCGGGAGCGGGAGCAGCAGCGGAAGCAGCAGCAGCAGCGAUAGCGACAGCGAUUCCUCCUCCUCCUCCUCUUCUUCCUCCUCCUCUUCAUCCUCCUCUUCGUCCUCCUCCUCUGAAGACGAGGGCAAAGGGAAGAAGGCUGCAGGGAAGGAAGCAGCAGGAGGAGGCAGCCCGGCGAAAAAAAGCGCGCCCUCUGCCAUCGGGGCGGCGGUCCAGAGGUAUUUAACCAACGGGAGGAAGGAGAGUCCCGCCUCCGCCUCCGAGGGCGACGCCCCCCGACGAUCACAGAAGGAGAGAGGAGGAGGAGCAGGAGGCAGGGAGAGACCUCCUCCUCCUUCUGCUCCUACUCAGCCGCCCCGGACCAAAGGUCAGGAGCGAUACAGUCCCACGCAGGCAGACAGCCCGAGUCCCCCCCGAGACGCCAGCAGAGGGGAGCGGUACUCGCCCGCCGAAGCCGAGCCGAGAGGGAGAGACGCCAGGAGACCGUCGGCCAGCAGGAGGUCACGAUCUCCUCCCCAGAAAACCUCCCCGGCCCGCCGCACGCCGCCGAGGCAAUAUCAGGAAGCACCGCCGCCCUCCCGUUCCAGGAGAGCGUCUCCUCCUCAUCCUCCGGCCUGGUCGGACCGGCCGAGGGAGCGAGAGAGAGAGAGGGAGCGGGAGAGCGAGAAGGACAGAGAGAGGAACAGAGAGAGGGAGAGAGAUCGGGAACGGGUCGCCAGGAGGAGCAGAUCCAGGUCCAGAAGCCCGAGGAGACGCAGCCCCCCAAUCAGGUCUCGCCGCUCUGCGUCUCCUCAGCGCAGGAGGAGGAACAGUCGCUCCCUCUCCAGAGAGCGAGAGCGAGAGCGAGAAAGGGAGCGUGACAGGAUGAGGCAGCGGGAGGCGGAGAGAGAGAAAGAGAGAGAGAGGGAAAGGGAAAGGGAGAGACAGAGGGAAAGAGAGAGGGAGAGGGAGCGGGAGCAGGCGCGUCUAAAAGAGGCUCCUCAACCCCGCCGAUCCUCCUCCUCCUCUUCCUCCAGCUCCUCCUCUUCCUCCUCCUCGUCGCCUUCGCCAACCCGCGACAGGAAAGACGCCAAAGCAGCUCCGGAGCGAGAGAGGCGGCCGGAGCGAGAGGACGACAAGAGGCGGCCGGAGCAGAAACCUCGCUCCUCCUCCUCCUCUUCCUCACAGGCUCCGUCUUCAGGUGCUCGCGCCUCCCAGCCCUCCAGGAGGUCGCCGGCCGUCAGCCAAUCAGAAGCCAAGCAGCAGCAGCAGCAGUCGUCGAGAGGCCCGAGCAGGAAGCGGUCGCCACCAGCAGCCAAUCAUUCGCCGCCACCACCGCAGCAGCAGCAGCAGCAGCCAGUCAGAAGCGAGAGCAGCGCGGUGAACGGGAAGGAGGAGAAGAAGAAGAAAGGAGACGGAAGCAGCAGCUCCAGCUCCUCCUCCUCCUCCUCAUCUUCAUCCUCCUCGUCAUCGUCCUCCUCCUCGUCAGACAGCUCCGACUCCGAGGCCGAGCAGGAGAAAGGCAACGCCAAAACUCAGAGCUCUCCUUCCUCGUCCUCCUCGUCUGAGAAUGAAAAGGAAACAAAGAAAAAGAGCCCCCCGCGGCCUCAGAGGGUCCCGGCUGAUUCGCUGAGAGAUUCUCGCUCGCUCAGUUAUUCUCCACCGAGGUACAUGAGACCGUCCUCGCCCGGCCGCAGGAGCGGCAGCAGAGGCAGCAGACAGUCGCCGAGCCGCUCGUCAGGCAGCAGACGAAGAAAAUGAGACUUCACUUCUUCUUCUUCUUCUUUUUCUCUGUGUGUGUGUUCGUGUGUGUGUGUGUGGUCUCUCCGUUCACACACACACACACACACACACUUCCGGCUGGUUUGAACUGGACUACAUCACCCAGCCAGCACUCUACACACACACACACACACACACACACACACACACACACACACACACAUCCAAGAGGAGGAAUAUGGGUUUUUUUUUUUUUCUUUUUUCUAAGCAGCGAUGACCAAAGGCGGCUGGCUUGGACAUUUCUUAUUAUGAGCUGAAACACACACACACACACACACACACACACACACACCCCCCCCCCACACACACACCCAC